Ipomoea nil (Japanese morning glory) is the source of this 1465-nucleotide messenger RNA. Its product is annotated as iron-sulfur cluster co-chaperone protein HscB, mitochondrial. Gene Ontology annotation, biological process: protein complex oligomerization; [2Fe-2S] cluster assembly. The record is from RefSeq and is a predicted model, not a curated record. Gene Ontology annotation, molecular function: ATPase activator activity; protein-folding chaperone binding. NCBI's taxonomy places the organism in Eukaryota, Viridiplantae, Streptophyta, Magnoliopsida, Solanales, Convolvulaceae. The coding region runs from base 327 to 1160 and encodes 277 amino acids. The transcript is spliced from 7 exons.
UUUGGUCACCGAGAGCUGAAGUCGACGAGAACCGAGAGGCAAGAGCUGAAGUCUUUCCGCCAGUCACGCCACCGGCCAACGCUGCUCUCGGCUGGUCACCCCACCGCCCACCGCUGCUCUCCGCCAGUCCGACGCUCCUACCAGCGCCACCCCCCACCCCCACGACUGACUGUCUCGCAACUGCCCAGUCGACGAAUUCGUAGGUUUGGAAUUUACUCUUUCAAGUUUUGGAAUUCGAGUGGUAGCAAUUCCAGCUUUUUCGGAAGUUCCAUUACGCCGCCCACCAGAAUCCGCCGGAAAAGUUCACCGCCGUCACCCACCCAGCGAUGUGGACGAAAAAGCUUCGGACUUUUGUCCCAUUUUCGAGAACCCUCUUUUAUCGAGACCCACCUCUUUCUUCAACCUUACUUCCAAUCCCUUUUCAUUCCCUCGCACAAAUUACAAUCCCCUUUUCUUCUUCUUCUUUCCAUAUAGAAGAAGCUUCUCCUUCUAGUGUGUUCCAAUCCCAAAGGCUUCAUUUGAUCGGAGAAAACAUAUGUUUCCAAAGUGGGAAAUUGUUUUGCUCAGUAUCUGCGGAGAAAUUUAAGUGCUGGAACUGUAACUCUGUGGGAACAAGUAACCAGCCAUUUCUUGUCUGUGAAGCUUGUGGCAGCGUUCAACAUGUAGAUGAAUCCAUUGAUUAUUUCCAAAUUUUUGGAUUGGAGAAAAAAUAUGAUAUCGAGGGGGAGAAUCUCGAGCGUAAGUACAAAGACUGGCAGAGGAAGCUGCAUCCUGACUUAGUUCAUACAAAAUCCGAGAAAGAAAAGGAGUUUGCUGCUGAACAGUCUGCUCGUGUAAUUGAUGCAUAUCGAACACUCACAGACUCGUUGUCAAGAGCAAUAUAUAUUGCGAAGUUAGAAGGUUGGGAUAUAGAUGAAGAAGAAAGGAUUUUGGACCCGGAGUUACUAGCAGAGAUUAUGGAAAUCAGGGAAGCUAUUGAAGAAGCGGGAGACUCGGAGGCGCUGAAACAUAUUCAGGCACAGAUACAGGAAGAGUUUGAAGAGUGGUCGAAAUCUUUUGCAAUCGCGCUCGAAAAUAGAGAUGGUGAAGAAGGUGUGUCAUGUAUCAGAAGAAUGACAUACUACAAGAGGGCAAAUGAAGAAAUCAUCAAGAAACUGUGAGACUGGAAACACCAUUCCAACAUUGCUCAUUUGCUGGGUGGGAUGGGAUUUAUAUUGAAAAGUAGUUUCUUACUAACCAAACAUUUAUUUAUUAGUUAAAAUGUCUUUAUGGAAGAUUAACUUAACAUGCUAAUAAGGACAGACAGGAUUGUUUUAGACAUCUCAGAAUAAAAAUUUUGCUCGUUCUCCAGGUGAAUGUUGAGUUGAAUUAUUCAUUUGCUUUACUUUUUUUUAGCAUGUCAGACUCUGUGGAAUUAAUUAUUCACCAUGGUGAGAACCUUUAUCCAAAAUCCUAGGCUCCAUUA